UAUAUCGAUACUCAAAUAUAAAUUCAAGUCAAAUGUAGGUAACGUAAAUUCAAAUCGGAAUUUCUUCACAACCUUUCAUUUCAAAAAUGGCCUUCUAUCGAGUUGAAUUGCUAUUUGUUCCCUCUCCUAAUUUUUCAGGUGUAUUAAAGUUUUAGCAAUUUGUAAAACAGUUUGUAUAUUAAGACACCUCACGGGACUAGUCAUAUCCGUAUUAGCCAUAGAUGAUUGGACAAAACCAUUACGUUACUGCUGAAAACUACACGAUAUCGUCCCCUAUGUGUAUGACAAAGGCAUAACAAUGUAAAAAAACCCUAGAAUUGACGCAUUUACCUUAGUCAGCUCCUAAGGUAAAGAAAUAUGAAGACAAUAAAUUCAGCCACCUACAGUGCAUACAACCAGUUUGAUGUCACGUUUUCGAGCGAACUCUCGUUUUUUUUUGUACCUCAGGGUAUUUCCCAUACAAUUAUGUGUUUUAUUAAGUUUUUAAUUUGCGUUUAGCCAAAUACAAGGCGGAUUUUAUUUUUGUCUAAAAGUUUUCCAUUGUAGCAAAUUGUUUGUGUAGUAAUUAAGUGAAGAUUUAUCCGACACAAUGUUAAUAAACAGUUGUCGAAAUCAGCGCUGUUGGAUUGGCGUCGUGAUCGCGGCGGUGGUCGUGGCCGCGCUGGUGGCCGUGCUAGUGGUGCAGCCGUGGGCAGAGGACGGCAGCCACGCACGGUUCGCGCGCGCCGCCGUCGCCGCCAAUGGACACGAGUGCGCCGCUAUCGGACGCUCGAUACUUGAGAAGAACGGGAGCGCCGUCGACGCAGCAAUCGCAACACUCUUCUGCGAGGGUCUAGGCUGCGCACAAUGUAUGGGCUUGGGCGGUGGCUUCUUGGCCACUGUGUACGACGCGAACACGCGACGGGUGCGGGUCAUCAACGCGCGCGAGCGGGCGCCGCUCGCCACUACGCUCAACAUGUACGACAACGCGUCCUCCACAGUCGGCGGUCUCGCGAUCGCCGUUCCGGGAGAGCUGCGAGGCUACGGCGAAUUAUAUCGAGUAUACGGCCGCUUGCCUUGGGCGGAGCUGGUCCGUCCAACAGCCGAGCUUUGCCGGAAGGGCCACCGCGUGACCGAAUACAUGGGCCGAGUGCUGGGGACCUACAGCGACAGGAUCAAGGCGCAGCCGUCCAUGAGCGAAUUGUACGUGAAUCCAGCGACGAACGAAGUAUACAAGGAGGGCGACACGAUCGUGGAGCCGACGCUGGCGCGGACGCUAGACGUGAUCGCGGCGGAGGGUCCGGAGGCGAUGCACAACGGCUCGCUCACCGCCGCGCUCGUCCGCGACAUCGAGCGCUUCGGCGGCAUUAUCACGGAGGAGGACAUGAGGGAAUACAGGGUGCAGUGGCAAGAGCCAAUAUCGGUGAAGCUGUCCGAUCAGCACACGCUGUAUUCGGUGCCGCUGCCCGGCUCCGGCUCCGUGCUAGCGUUCAUCCUCAACAUGCUGGCCGGGUGGGUCGGUGGCGAGGCCGCGCCGCAGGCCUCCGGCCUCUACUACCAUCGCGUCAUCGAGGCCUUCAAGUACGCGUACGCCAAGCGCACUGGCCUCGGGGACGCUUCACGAUCCGACCUCACCUAUUCCGUCACUGAGCUGGAACGCAACCUGUCCGAUGCCGACUGGGCCCGCGCCUUCCGCGACCAAGUGAACGACGAUCACACUUUCAACGACUGGAGGCACUACGGUGCGCUGUUCGAGGGCGCCGACGACCACGGCACUGCGCAGAUCGUCGUUAUAGCUCCGGAUGGCAGCGCCGUCGCUGCCACAAGCACCAUCAACUACAUUUGGGGCAGCCAGCGCCGAUCAACAAGCCUCGGCAUAAUGCUGAACAAUGAGAUGGACGACUUCGCGAUCCCAAGCCACGAGUCGGCGUACGGCAUGCCGCCGUCGCCCGCCAACAUGUUAGCGCCGGGUCUGCAGCCCCUGAGUUCCAUGGUGCCCAGCAUCGUGCUCAAUCAGCGAGGUGAAGUCGAUCUGAUACUGGGGGCCGCAGGUGGAACCAAGAUAACUACCCAAGUUGCGAUGACAGUGAUAAACACCAUCCUCGAGGGCAGCUCUCUCCCUGAAGUCAUGAACCGGCCGCGCCUUCAUCAUCAGCUCAUGCCCAUGGAAGUUGAGCAUGAACAUGAUUUCAAUGCGGACAUAAUAAAAGCGCUCCGAUCGAAGAAUCACUCGACGACGGAGCUCGGCCGGACAGCCGGCUUUGCCGCCAUGGUAGGCGCCCAGCGAGACGGAGACGGCUACUUCGUGCCCAACACAGACAGGCGGAGAGUUGGCAGCAUCGACGGUUUCUAAUACCUACUAUAAUUGAUUCAACUAAUCAUAAUAAAACUUGUGGCUAUUUAUGCGCUGUAAACCUCGCGAACCCCCAUGGCUCAAAAACUUAAUCGACAUAAAAUUCAUAUAUUUAUCGAUACUGCUCACAAAAUUUCACGUGAAUCGGUUAAGAAGUGUUGAGGAAAACCAGACAGCUGGACAGGCAUACAAAAGCAUUUUUGCCCAAGCUAAUAACGGAGGCUUUGCGCUCGCUCGUUCAAAAAUAAACACCCAUAAAUACCCUUAUAGAAAGGUAGGUCUCCGACCAAAUGCUUGGUAGGUGUAACUGGUGUGUGGCUUUCAUUUGUGCCGCUAGCGGUUAAUAUUGGAUAGAAGACGAGACGGAUGCCAAACUUAGACAAGCGAAGUCAAACACGCUACAAGCUUUCAGUCCCUGGCGUCACCAAACUUUGAAGAAGAACCAACCGCAAUAGAAGUAACCUUUUCCAGUAUUUUAAGGAGCCACUAAAUGUUCAAGCCCACCUCUGUACCUACUCGUUAAGUACCUACCUCCAAGGUAAUGUGUAAACACUUGCUAUGCCUUGGGUCUUUGUCGCUCUAUUCUAAUAUGGAAAAGUGAUAGAAAGAGAUGACAGAGCGUAAACGAUUGGUUUGUUGGCUGGGCACCCUGGGCUUGCCCUUUGUGAUGUAAAUCAAAAUAGGAUAAGUUUCUUAUUAUUACCAAGUCCUUUGCAAAUCUUUGGAUUCGUAGAAAUUCGUAUUGAAGUUUCUUUAACACGCGAAAUGUUUUAUUAUACGUUUCGCACACCCAUGCCUAAUUCAUAUGUUAGGUAUUUCAUAUGAUAUUAAUUAAACUACCUAUAGGUACAAAGCUAUUAGAAAACCGUUAAUUUAAAACAAAGCUCGCAAAUAUGUUAUUCUGGUAUCAACUUAAGAGUUUACUUAGGUAGUUUACCUUCCACAGAAAUAAUAUAUGCGUAAGAUCUCAAAUAGAUACCUAAAAGAUAUACUUGUUUCUAUAAAUAUUUCAAAAAUAGCCAAUGUUAAUAAUAUAACAAAAUAAUAUUGUUGUAAAUAAAACCUCUUAAAAUACUGAGUUGUAUUAUAAGCUGGUAAGCGUAUGUAAUUUGCAUGUGUACUUACACGUACAGUAUUUUUUUUGAAAUACAUAUGUACAAAAAUGUACUCAGAAAUGCUAAGAUAAUACUUUUGCAGCAGGUACAGUCAGCGUCAAAUACUUUGUAGCAACCAAAGUAGCCAAAUAGUUCGGUACACCAUAUAUUUAGUAUGGUGUACCGAACUAUUUGGCAACUUUAACUGCUACAAAGUAUUUGACGCUGACUGUACAUACAUAGCCAAAGGAAUAAUAAAACGUACAGUGGUACAUUAUAUUGUAGGCGGAAUUUGGUUCGCUACGUUGGUUUCAUAAACGUAUAGUUUGUGUCAUCCACGAUGACGCGCAGAUUUGUCAAAUCUAACCUUUAAUUACAUGACAAUACGAGUCAAGGCACGCGUAGUCGUGAAUGACACGAUCUGGUAACUUGUUUUUUAAUUCUUAGAAGUUGACCGCAUAAUAGGCAUUUUAUUCGGCUGUCUAAUACGUGUAAGUACAAUAUUUUGCACCUCUUUGUUCAACUCUUUUUAUUUGUCUCUUGCAUGUAUAAAUUAUGAAGUUUAUAUUUAUGCAUGUUAUCUCAUAAUGUUCGUAUAACUUUAUUAUUGGUUUUGUAUUGCAUAGACAGAGUGGUUUGUCAAAUACGCCCUUAUAUUAUGAGGUGCAUUUUUUCGAUAAAGUACGAGUAAGUAUCGAUAAAGUUUCGAUAAAUUUCUUGAAUUGUAUCCGGGUGUACCUCUUAUACUUUAUCAUUCAAAUAUAUGCAUGCUUACGUAAUGGCCCCAUAUUUGAGGAAAUUUAUGUAAUACUCGCUUUAUGUAAUAGUAUUAUUAAAAGCGGCUGAUUAUGCAAACUCUCUACGCAAAGUGUUGUAGAUAUUUCUUGGAGGCCUAAAAUUCUUGUUAUAAUAACGACGGGUUGACUAUAACGUAAACGCUCGAUUCCACUGUAGGUAACCUUUUCUAAAGUCAGUCACCCUCCCUCCAUAAUAUUUGCUUUAGUUACUUGGUAAUAAGUUACUUGGCACUUUGGUAGAUUUUAUGGUGACCGAAUUUAGGGUAGUCUACCCUACAAAAACUACCGCCCAUGAUAAUUAUUUAUAAGGGUAUCCACCUUUUCUUCGUUUGCAAGCAAAACAUGUGAUGUGAUGUUAAUUUAGUUACCUGCCUAUGUAAUAUACUGUGAUGUGAUAUUAAUUGUUGCUUAUAAAAUAAUAAUGGAAUAAUAUGUUAUGUUAAUAAAAAUAAUUAUGAAUAAACUAUAAAA
Molecule: messenger RNA, 4694 nt
Organism: Cydia pomonella (codling moth)
Lineage: Eukaryota; Metazoa; Arthropoda; Insecta; Lepidoptera; Tortricidae
Product: glutathione hydrolase 1 proenzyme-like
Exons: 10
Coding region: 590-2332 (580 amino acids)
Biological process (GO): glutathione catabolic process
Cellular component (GO): plasma membrane
Molecular function (GO): glutathione gamma-glutamate hydrolase
Source: RefSeq, a predicted model, not a curated record